AUGAGUAUUUCAAAAGAACGUAUUACAAAUAUUAGUCAAAUUGAUGAUGAAUAUCUCUGCCCUAUUUGUUUUCAUUUGUUAUGGAAACCAGUUGAAUGUCAAAAUUGUCAACGAGUCUUUUGUAAGAUAUGUAUUGAUAAAUGUUUGAAAGAAAAACCGAAUGUUUGUCCUCUAUGUCAAUAUUAUCAAGAAAAACGUUGUUCACCAAUGUUUUAUGCUUUAUUAUGUAAAUUUAAAAUUGAAUGUGAAAACAAACAUAAUGGUUGUAAUGAUAUAUUGUUAUAUGAAUCACUUGAAAAACAUCAACAAGAACAAUGUCAAUAUCAAAUGAAGAUAUGUCGUGGUUGUCAAAAGAAUAUAUUAAAAAAAGAUUUAGAUCAACACGAACAAAAUUGUGGUGAAAUCAAAAUCGAAUGUAAACGAUGUAAUCUAGUUUAUAAACAGAAAGAAAAACACGAACAAUUAGAUUGUCUAAUGGAUAUGUUGGAUCGAAGUAAUAAGAAAAUUGAAUCAUUAGAAAAACUAGUUGAAAAUUUACAACAAAAUGUACAGAAACUUGAAGCUACCGUGUAUUUAGAUUUUUGGACACGCUUGCCAUUUAGUAUUGUUCAUGCCGUACAAUUAUCAUCGUUGAUUUCUUUGUGGAAUAUCAUUUAUGAUUUUCCAUAUAGUCAUGUAACAACAGUCGAAGAACUACGAGCAUUAAGAUCACAAUGUAAGAAACACAUUAUUGUCGGUGCUAUACAAGGAAGCUCAUCAAUGAUAUUGAAGAUAGCAGCAAUGGGACCAUCGGAAAUUUUAUCUUUGGAUAGUCCAUUAAAUGAACCAGCAAAGUAUGAUAAUGUUAAUUGGUAUUUAACACAGAAGAAAUCAUUUGGAUUUGCUCCAUCGUCAACAACUAUAAACUGUAAUUCGGCAGAUGGGGAAGAUAAAGACAAUGCAGAAAACCGAUUGAGUUGGCAUCUCGAUGGUUAUGGAGGUUACCGUGCAGGAAAAGUCAAAAACUUAAAUAAUAAUAAUGAAUGGAGAAAAAUUAUCAUGACAGAGAAGCAUUAG
Messenger RNA from Rotaria sordida, 1056 nucleotides. NCBI's taxonomy places the organism in Eukaryota, Metazoa, Rotifera, Eurotatoria, Philodinida, Philodinidae. The record is from the annotation of a GenBank genome assembly.